AUGGCUUCCUUAUCGACGAUGAUCACUCAACCGUCGUUAGUUCACAUUCCCGGCGAAUCCGUCCUCCAUCACGUACCAAGCACGAGCUCUUUCCCGUGGAAGCCAACAACCAUCACGAAGCGGAUGAUGAUCUGUUCGCCGGCGAGGAAUUCCGGUGAGAAAUCGGCGGAGGCAGAAACCGACGGUGGAUCUAGCACCGCCGUGGAUGAAGCACCUACAGAUUCUCCAUCUUUAAUCUCAGCUCUCAACGUCGAACGUGCUCUCCGUGGCCUUCCGAUUACAGAUGUGGAUCACUACGGUCGGCUUGGGCUUUCCAGAAAUUGUUCUUAUGAUCAGGUUAGAAUUGGUUACAAAGAAAGAGUUAAGGAGUUAAAGGAACAAGGCCUAGACGAAGAACAACUCAAGAUCAAGAUGGAUCUUAUUAAAGAUUCGUAUACGAUCUUGUCGACUGUGGAAGAGAGAAGAAUGUACGAUUGGAGUCUAGCUAGAAGCGAAAAAGCAGAGCGGUACAUCUGGCCAUUCGAGGUUGACAUCAUGGAACCGUCCAGGGAAGAGCCACCGCCUCAGGAACCAGAAGAUGUAGGACCGACGAGGAUACUGGGAUACUUCAUUGGGGCAUGGCUUAUCCUUGGUGUCUGUCUCUCUGUUGCCUUCAGUCGCUAG
Messenger RNA from Arabis nemorensis, 663 nucleotides. NCBI's taxonomy places the organism in Eukaryota, Viridiplantae, Streptophyta, Magnoliopsida, Brassicales, Brassicaceae. The record is from the annotation of a GenBank genome assembly.